AUGGAAAUCGAUAGUCACGAAGGACCAUCAGUAACUAUUAGGGAGGCAGAAAAGGAUCAUGUUAAUUUUAUAUUGAAAAAUGUGGAUUUGGCUGUGGCAAAUUCAAUGAGAAGAACUAUUAUAGCUGAAGUGCCAACACUAGCCAUAGACUUGGUUGAAAUAGAUGUUAAUACAUCGGUAUUGGCAGAUGAGUUCUUAUCACAUAGAUUAGGGCUUAUCCCUUUGGUUAGUGAAGGAAUCGAUAACUUGACUUAUUCACGAGAUUGUACAUGUGACAACUAUUGUUCUAAAUGUUCUGUGACAUUACAGUUAGUAGCAAACUGUGCUACCGAGUCUACUAUGAAUGUUUAUGCAUCGGAUUUACAAAAGAUGUCCCAUAAUGGUUCCAAAUUAGGGGACCCAGUCAUUAGAGAUCCUCAGGCAAGAGGUCCAUUGAUUUGUAAAUUAAGAAAGCAUCAGGAAUUAUCACUUACGUGUAUUGCUAAGAAGGGAAUAGCCAAAGAGCAUGCUAAAUGGUCUCCAACUGCAGCUAUAGGGUUUGAAUAUGAUCCUUGGAAUAAACUAAAACAUACUGACUAUUGGUAUGAAGUUGAUGCCGAAGCAGAAUGGCCCAAAUCGAAAAAUUGUGACUGGGAAGAAGCACCCGAUCCAGAGGCACCUUUUGAUUACAAAGCAAAGCCAUCAAUUUAUUACUUUGAUGUCGAAACUGUCGGUAAUUUACCUCCGAAUGAAGUGGUAAUCAAGUCUAUAGAAACUUUGCAAACAAAAUUGGCAGCCAUUUCUAUUGAAUUAAAUAAGGAAGAUGUUGAAGUUAACGAAGCCGCAGCUGGUGGGUUUACUAGCUAUGGUAGAACUGAAUAUGGCGGUGUUGAUGGAGGCCAAACUCCUGGUGGAAGAACACCAUACGGUGAUGGCGGUUUUGGAGGUGCACAAUGGGGUUAA
Messenger RNA from Candida dubliniensis CD36, 942 nucleotides. Its product is annotated as DNA-directed RNA polymerase II core subunit. The record is from RefSeq and is a predicted model, not a curated record. The coding region runs from base 1 to 942 and encodes 313 amino acids. Gene Ontology annotation, molecular function: protein dimerization activity; DNA binding; DNA-directed RNA polymerase activity. The transcript has a single exon. Lineage: Eukaryota; Fungi; Ascomycota; Pichiomycetes; Serinales; Debaryomycetaceae. Gene Ontology annotation, biological process: DNA-templated transcription. Gene Ontology annotation, cellular component: RNA polymerase II, core complex.